AUGGCACUUGCUUCUGACUGUCAGCUGUUGCUUCAUUUUAUUUUCCUUUUUUCUUGUUUUUAGGAUUAUCUUGUUGUUAUUGUUUGGCAUUUUAACUGCGUUUGAAGACUCGAUUUGCGUAUUUUCUUUUCUGCCGAUCCUUACUGACCUGGGUUUUCUCAGACUGAGAAACUAAAUUAAUUCUUAACCAUGGGGUGUGACGGAGGAACUAUCCCAAAAAGAGAUGAGCUUGUAAAAAAGAAGCAAAAGCCUGAGGAAAAAGACAAACAGGCUGACACUGCAGCUAAGUGGAAUUAUUGUGCUCUCAGUUGUCAACAGUUACGUAAACCAAUUGUUUCAUGUCCAUUGGGCCGACUUUACAAUAAAGACGCUAUAAUUCAAUAUUUAUUGGAUAAAGAAACUAAAAGUGAAGUCGUUGAACACAUUCGUGGACUCAAAGAUGUGAAAGAACUCAUUCUUACCGACAAACCUGGAUAUGAAGAGAAAGUUGUUGAAGGUGGCUUAUACUCUUCAGAUUCAAGGUAUAUUUGUCCAGUUACUGGUCUAGAGAUGAAUGGAAAAUACAAGUUCUGUUAUCUUCAAACAUGUGGAUGUGUCCUUUCUGAUCGUGGCAUGAGGGAAGUUAAAUCAGAAACCUGCCAUAAAUGUGGAAAACCUUUCUCCGAAGACGAUGUGGUCGUUUUGAAUGGCUCUGAUGAGGAAGUAAAACUGGCUCGAGCUAAAAUGGAAGAGAAACGCUUAAAAGAGAAAUCAGAAAAGAAAGGCAAAAAACGAAAAAUUGUUGAAGAAGAUGACUGUAAAAAAUUCUCGUUGGAAAAAUCAAUUGCAAAUGGACAAUCAAGUGGAGCAGGAACUACGAGCAUUAAGUCUAAAGGAGAAUCUUCUAAAGUAACUAAAUCAUCAACCAUGUUAUCUGAAAAAGCAAAGGAAGACUAUUCGAUUUCCAAAGAUGAAACUGCAAGUGAAGCCUACAAAUCGCUGUUCACCACUCAUCCAUCAGCUAAAAACAGAGUCAAAGCUCAUUGGGUUACAUUUAACCCUCUUUACAACUAUUGAUUAUAUUUGAUUAUAAAAUAAAUUACUUCAUUCCUUUUCUUUCGUAUUGAAAAUGACUGAAUCAGCUCAAA
Tetranychus urticae (two-spotted spider mite) is the source of this 1127-nucleotide messenger RNA. Its product is annotated as replication termination factor 2. Gene Ontology annotation, cellular component: nucleus. The record is from RefSeq and is a predicted model, not a curated record. Gene Ontology annotation, biological process: mitotic DNA replication termination. NCBI's taxonomy places the organism in Eukaryota, Metazoa, Arthropoda, Arachnida, Trombidiformes, Tetranychidae.